AUGUUGAAACAGACCUCUCGAAGAUGGUACUCCACAGGAGGCGACAAUUCCAUGUUCUUGUCGGAUCUUCUCACGAGAAUUGACAAGAUCACGGCAAACACGAAGAAAAUAGUGGAACCUCGUAAAGAUGCUAAUAAAAUGCAGUCCAAGUCAAAUCGGUUGAACAAGACCGGCGAUAAACAGAAAAAUACCGGCUCUAAUAUGAAACCCAAGGGCCAAAAGGCUGCUUCGGGUGCUCAGGGGGCUCCACAAUCGGUAGUGAGGCGGCAAAAGGUGCAAGUUGCCGACCAUCCUAUGGCAUACCAGGCAUUCAAUGCUCUUAAAGAAUCGGGCCCAAAACAUUCUGGACCACGUCAGAAUCGUAGUUCUGCCCCUCGUGGCACAUCCCAGCAUAACUCUCGCUCGCCACGUACGUCUCGUACUUCUGGCAGUGAAAACUCGGGCCAACGUCGACCACAGAGAGGAACGUCAAGACAGCGUUCGCCAGUGGUAGCUAAGCCUUUGAAGUCCAAGACUGUCAGCAGUGGUCCAUUGGUUCCUCAGUUGUCUGGGGAGACAUUUUUGUAUGGAAAAGUGACUUCUGUAUCAGCAAACUUAAGCUCUCGAGUCGCAGCUGUCACCAAGGAAGCACUCAUCAAGUCGCAAUAUCCAUAUAAAUUGCCCAAGUCUAUUAUUCAAAAUUUGGACGAUGCUCCCAAAAACAAGUACUUGGCUCAGGCAAACUACAACACCGACGUUGAUGCAGAAAAAUUGGCUACAAGAAUCAACGAGGUUGUUCGCGGCCAAGUUACGGAGUUGAACGGGUCUCUGGAUCAUCUCAAAUCACCCGAAGAGAUCAGAAUGGCUGAGUUUGCAAAGGCACAAUUAAUGAAGAACGGAGACUUGGAUCUUCCAUCAAAGACAUUGAUUUACAAUAUUGCCAGUGGCUUACAAUCUCCCAAGUCCUUGAUGGAGGGAAAGCAUUGGGUCAAGUAA
Messenger RNA from Meyerozyma guilliermondii ATCC 6260, 975 nucleotides. RefSeq lists its product as uncharacterized. Bases 1 to 975 code for a protein of 324 amino acids. The record is from RefSeq and is a predicted model, not a curated record. NCBI's taxonomy places the organism in Eukaryota, Fungi, Ascomycota, Pichiomycetes, Serinales, Debaryomycetaceae. The transcript has a single exon.